GCCUGGUUUAAAUGUCUGCUAAUAUUCAAAGAGGUGAUAACCACACUUUGCAUCAUUCAAAGUAUAAAGAUAAGAUGAUUAGCCUGAGGUCAACUAUUAAUAACAUUAAGAGUGAGUUUAGCGAUAAGAAGAGAAUCAUUUGCACCAAUGAGAGGAUUAAUAACCUCACUGACAACGAGUUGCAAAACUGCAAUAUUGAGAUUGGGGAGAGUAAAUAGGACUCAGAAGUACAUCCCACUAACCAGAUAUAUCGAGAACCAGACUCUGGAGCAAGAUGAGGCUGAUAAUCAUGACAAUUAUGACAAAGAAAUCUCUUCAUUUAGACAGAAUGCCAAAUUUAACACUGAAGAGAAGGAAUUUAACCAGAAUGUAAAUGAUAACUCUGGCAGGCUUUCAUUCGGUCAGUUCAUGGAUUCCUUCGAGCAACAAAAGGAGGAAAUCGUUCGUGAAUGGAUGAAAAAGAAUAAUGUAGACUUCUUUGAGCAAACAAGCCAGUUUGAGCCAAAUAUAGCAAAGAAGGAAUAUGAAAUCCCCGACUAUUUACUUAACCAAGAUAAGGAGUCUAAGCUCAAGGAUCAAGAGUUUUCUAUCCGAGGGACGAAUUUGGAAAAGGAAGUUAUCCGGGAAAUAUUGUUAAAUCAGUUAAAAUAAGCUAGACCAGCACCAAGACUGAGAAUCGAAACUUCAGGCUGAAGUGAACCUGUUAAAGACAGAGUUAGAGUCUAUUAGGAAGGAAUUUAAGAAGAAAAUUAGUCAGUGAGACUCCCUGACUAAGGAAGUCCAUAAUUUAAAAGGCAAGGUUCGAGCAUAUCAGAAGAUGCUUAAGCAACAAAAGGGGUUUCAGAAUAAUUAUGAUCUUGAGGUGGAAUCACUUAAAGAUCAGCUAGAUAAUGAAGUUACGAAAAGGACGAAAAUAGAGAAGAAAGUUAGGAAGUUUAUAAAAUGGCUUCAUAAGGAUCAGAAGAUAUAUAUUGAAAACUUAAUAUCAAAGCUUGGUAUUGAGGAAGUAAGAAAGUCUAAGCACAGGCGGUCUUCUUCUUGAUGCUCGAAUAAUCAGUUUAAAAUGAUACAUUCUCAAAAUUCUAACAGAGCGAGUCCAUUUGAUUCAAGGAAAGAAGCUCCAUCAAUGAAUUCAAUUUCAUCCAAUAGAUUUAUAAGGAAAGUAUUUUCUCCUGGAAAUAUUGAUUCAAGUCAAAGGAUUUUGUCUAACAAUAAAGAGAACAUUAGCUGCAAUCAGAUGUACCCUUCUUUUGUGUCAGAGUCUAAGGACGUCUCUCAAAGUUAUAAGCCAAGACUUUAUUCAGUGAGGAAGAAAAUUAAAAAGUCUCGGAAGUAUUGCAAGAAUUAA
Messenger RNA from Moneuplotes crassus, 1348 nucleotides. Lineage: Eukaryota; Ciliophora; Spirotrichea; Euplotida; Euplotidae. The record is from the annotation of a GenBank genome assembly.